UCCCGCUCAUUUUUGAAUCGGGCGAAAUGUGGCGAAAAACGACAAGUGGGCGAAAAGGUUGUCACAACAAGCGAUGACGUUUUGUUUAUUUACUUUCCCUCCGAUUACGAUACUCGCGCGCAAGUUAUUUUCAGUUUUAUUUAAUUACUAGUUUUGGUUUAUUGUACAAUGAUUUAAAGUCAUUAGAUUAAGUAACGAAAAGUUUAACUUUUGUUUUACAAGUAACGUGUUAUAAUGUUAUCAAUGCGUUAGUUUUUCUGUUUGUGCAAAAGAGCUGAAGCCAGCUCAGUGGGGGUGAUCAUCAUUCGGUGUACAAAAAUAAAUUUCAACCUUGGGGUCAUUUGUGCGCGAAAAAUCUUUUCCCUACCGAAGAGAUCAGUGUUAGCAGCAUGUUUGUGAAUAGUAAAAGUGCUGCUUUCAUCACGCUUUUACUACUGGUUGCAGCGUUCCAUCCAGCAAACGCUUCGUUCCUUGAAUAUAUAUGGCCCACAGAAGAGAAUGGCGAUGCUUCAACGACAUUGGAUUCUUUCCCUUCCGUACCGUACGAGCUAACGGAUGGUGAGGAAAGCUUUAUACGAGAAGCUUCCAAAUGGAUCGGUAUGAACCUUUCCAAACUGGACAUGUGCCAUCAUCGUAUUAUUUUGAAGCUGAAAAAAUCCUGCCACGAGCUAAACGCCGAACAGAUGGGGAAACUUUCCGUGUGGCUACUCAACUGUCAGUCCGAUUCGGAAGGUCGUCCAGUUUAUCCCUGCACCGACGAAAUGUCGCUCAGCCAGUGUACCGAGCGUAUGAAUCCGGACACGUGGAAUGCGUACCAUCUGAUAACGAACCGUGCGAAGGCGGUGUGUGCCAGCGUACGGCACGAACAGUUCCGUGGACUUACUGAGUUGACGGUUAAUAAGCUUAUGAGUACGGCCCACGAACAGGUACGGCUGAUGGACGAACUGGCAGACAGUCAGCAAAAGUUGCAAACCAUCACGAAACAAGUGGUUGACGAGAUGGAAGGCAACAACGAGCGUAUAAUGCAUCAGCAGGGCGAUAUAAUGAAGCUAUCCGAGGUGCACCGCGCCAAGGUAGAGUCAAACUAUCGUGACUUGGUGCGCGAAAAGGGUCUCAUAAAGGCUGGUCAGCAAGAGGUCGCUAUGCUGCUGACCGAUCUACGCAAACGUAUCGAUGAUAGUGUGGCCCAGCUGGAGGUACAGUCGAAGCAAAGUAGAGUGAAUCACGACUCGCUUCUAACCGAUCUGGAACGACUGCAAGCGAAUGCGGCUAAAAUAGCGGAAAAAAUUGAAGAAACUGAAGUUCACUUUACGCAGCAUCAUCGUGCGGUAGAGGACCAGUACCGGUACACGCUGGAACAGGUACAACGCAUUAACGCCACCGUUGCCAAUAUGCUUGAAUCGCUCCGAACGCUGCAGCAAGAUUUUAAUCGCCAUUUAGCGUGGUUGGUUGAAAAAAUCGGUGGCAGUGAAAACAUUCUCCCGAAGCUGAAUGUAAUCUUGUUGCACUUUGGCUACCUUUUGCUGGGUAUGAUCUGUCUUGCGUUUGUCGGUGCGGAUCAAUUGUUGCGCGUUCUAUUUAUUGUCGCUGUGCCAGGGAAUUUAAUUGGUGGAUUGUUGGAAUUUUUCGAACCAGAUAUGUUGCGGUUAACGGUUGGAUUGGGAUGUGUAGCUGUGGUAGAUUUAUUGACACGCUCGGUUAAAAAGUUUCUCGAAUUGCGUGCCUCUUCAACGGCAGCGGCGACAACACAAAGAAAACAGAUUCCAACUCAAAAUAGUGCUACGAAUGGACAAUCUCGUCCCGUAGAGGAAAGUGAUGAAGAAGCUGAUGUAGCGUAUGAUCAUGGCUCGAUGCAACGUAGAAAAAGUGUCACUAGGGAACGAUCUACCAGUUCCACCGUUUUGGAUUCCGGUCGGCGUAGUGUUUCCCGGUUUGGUGAUGAUUUUGGCAGACGCAGUAUGACCCCACUGGAGCAGUCGUUUAGCGAACGUCAGCAUUGUACGGCCAUAACACUUCGGGGUGACCGUUGUCGUGGUUUUGCACUGGCUGGUACAGAAUUUUGCCGCCUGCAUGAACCGAGAGGACUGUGAAAGGUAGGUAAGGGGUAGAAAGUUAAAUUGUUUUACGUUGGUUGGGUUUAUGUUACUUAUGUCACGAAGUUUUUUUAUAUUAUUUUCCCAUGAUUUACAUUACCUCGCCGUUAUAAAUUACCUCAGCUAAAAUCGAACAAUUAAACAGUUCUGAAAGAUUGACAAUUUUAAUUAAUAGUUCAAAUGUUGCUUUUACUGUAAUUUUAAUGUUAUUUUUGUGUGAGUGAGGUUUACGGAAUUUUUUGCGA
Anopheles funestus (African malaria mosquito) is the source of this 2338-nucleotide messenger RNA. Its product is annotated as protein brambleberry-like. The record is from RefSeq and is a predicted model, not a curated record. The coding region runs from base 390 to 2090 and encodes 566 amino acids. The transcript has 3 exons. NCBI's taxonomy places the organism in Eukaryota, Metazoa, Arthropoda, Insecta, Diptera, Culicidae.